This is a messenger RNA of Bufo gargarizans (Asiatic toad), 2389 nucleotides long. RefSeq names its product chemokine XC receptor 1-like. The record is from RefSeq and is a predicted model, not a curated record. Gene Ontology annotation, biological process: chemotaxis; immune response; G protein-coupled receptor signaling pathway. Lineage: Eukaryota; Metazoa; Chordata; Amphibia; Anura; Bufonidae. The coding region runs from base 197 to 1210 and encodes 337 amino acids. The transcript has 2 exons. Gene Ontology annotation, cellular component: membrane. Gene Ontology annotation, molecular function: chemokine receptor activity.
GUCUCAAGAAGUUUUGUGUUGCUGCAGCCAAUUUCCAACACUAUACAUUACUUGUAAUUUUCCAAAAAGGAACAAAAACUAAAUAGCAGCUUUUGAAACAGGAAGUUAUUGGACUUAUAUUGGAAUGCUUGCUUUAUUAUUUGUUUUAUCUUUCCCUGUACAUCUUUGCUAAGGACACCAAGACAAAGAAAAUAUCAUGGAAGAAACAACUAGUUCAGAAUUAACCACACCAGAGUAUUAUACUCGAUACAUAUCACCUUGUAACAAAGAAGAUGUAUAUGCAUUCGUUGUUCUGUUUACAACUAUCUUAAAUUCCUGUUUUUUCAUAUUUGGGAUAACUGGAAAUAUCCUUGUCAUAUGGAUUCUUAUCAUACAUGAACAAACGGUGUCUCUAACAAAUCUUUUUAUAUUAAAUUUAUCAAUUGCAGACCUUAUUUUAACUACAUGUUUGCCAUUUUUUGUUGUAUAUCACAGACACGGUUGGGUUUUUGGACCUGUGACUUGUAAAGUGUUUAAUGUUCUUUUUUCUCUGGGAUUCUACAGUGGAAUUAUUUUCUUGACAUGCCUAACAUAUUAUCGUUAUGUUGCAAUAGUGGAUCCAUUAUCAGUUCUCAAAACAAAAAGACAUAUGAAUGGAGUACUUAUUACUGUGCUUUCUUGGUCUGUUAGUAUUUUUGCUUGUAUUCCUGUUAUGAUUUUCCAAGUUCAAACAUCGUUGGUUGAUAUUGCCAAAUGUGAAUAUGGUCAAAUAUACCCAGUGUUGAUUAGUCACUAUCAACAAAAUAUUUCUUUUUUUUGUGCUUUUUGUUUCAUUGUAUACUGCUAUGUCAGAAUAAUUAGGACAUUGAACAAUUCUCGAUCACAAAUGAAUCAUAAACCAGUUAAACUAAUUCUUGUUAUUGUUGCACUAUAUUUGGUCAGUUGGGCACCUUACAAUAUUGUAUUGUUCCUACAGUCAUUUCAUCAUCACCAAUUUCUCAUGAGGUGUGAACUUACAAAGAACCUUGAGUAUGCAAAAUAUAUUACUGAGAAAAUAGUAUUCUCUCAUUGUUGCCUCAAUCCUGUAUUAUAUGCAUUUGUUGGAAUUAAAUUCAGAAGGCAUUUAAAAGGCAUUAUAAAAUGUAACCUGCACAGCAAACAUAAACAACAGCAAGGGACUAGAAGCGUUUCCCAAGAUCAUAAUUAUAACGAGAUGGGUUCAGUUUUCUAAAGUAAAUUAUGCUAUACAGCAUGAGAGAAACCGAAAAGCCUGCUAUUAAAGCCAGCCACUAGUAUAUAUUUUUUUAAGAUUUUCCAUUUUUAUUUUUUAAACUUAAUUUAAUUAACUGUAGGUUAAAUAGGCUAAUAUAAUAGGUUAAAAUCUUUAGAGUUUGGACUACAAAAUGCCUGGCAGAAAACCCAAUACAGUGCACUAUGUUGUUCAGCAUUUUCCACUGUACAGCAUAUUUUAAUUUACAUUAUUCACAUUAAGGUAUACGAGAAGAUUCAAAAAAUGCAUACAAACAUUAAAAACCUUAUUAGCUGCCAUUGUACAAUGAAUAAUAGAUUACCCAAAUGUAUGCAGUAUUUUGUAUAUUUUCUAGAGUAAUGUAUUCUCUGUUAUAGUAGAUAACCUUUCAGUGUUAUACAAUUAACUUUUAAGAGGACAUCGCUGCAAAGGAUAUAUAGCGAAAGUAAAGACAAUAAGUAUUUGAAGUAGAAAACUACUCACAUAGGCCCCUUUCAAAUGGUCUAAAUUUGGUAAUUAUUUUUGUAAGUCAAAACCAGGAGUGUGGCUUAAAAAUACUAAUGCUAAAUUCAGAAUAAAGACUGAAUGCAUGAAAGUGGCUACAUCCAUAUAUACUAACAUUGUAGCUGGUAAAUUCGGGCAUGUGAGCUGACCCCCUCGGGACCCAUCUUUGCACACACCCACUUUUGGCCUGGGGCAGCUAAAUUUGACUGGUUUAAAAUUAGGGAUGGUUAAUUUGCAAUAAGAAGGGGAUAAGAGGCUCAAAGCAAGCAAUCCUGAUCUUGUUUCCUUUAAGGCAAAGUAUUAAGACACAACUAUAUAGACACAACUUAAACUGAUGAUGUGCUAUGAGUCUUUAAACAUCCUAAAACGUAAUUUUCUGUCUUGUAUCUUGUUAAAGUGGUUUUCUGAGAUUUGUUUUCACUGAUGACCUAACCUCAAGAUAGGUCAUCAGUAUCUGAUCAGUGGGGGUCCAACCUGCGGGACCCAUGCUGAUCAGCUGUUCAAAAAGGCACUGGUGCUUCUAUGAGCACUGCAGACUUCUCUCAGCUUUUCCUAAGCCAGUGACAUCACGUUCAUUGUUCACAUGGCCUAGGAGCAGCUCAGCUCCAUUCAAGUAAAUGGGGCUGAGUUUUGUUACAAAGCACAGCCGCUAUACAA